AUGUACAACUCUCUUACGCGCCUCCAGAAUGUCUUCGGCUUCUUCACGACCGUCGCAUUCGUGGUAGCCGCCAUUAUUGGCGCCUCCGACUUUGCCGUACCCAGGACACCGAGCGCGGGUAUCAAGACGACAAAUGUGCAGGUAGUCAAGGGACGACCACACUACUACUCGACCAAGAAGGAGGAAUACGCCAUCAUCAAGUUCUCGCUCGACGCGGACCUGUCAUCGCUCUUCACCUGGAACACAAAGCAACUCUUCGUCUACGUGACGGCCGAGUGGACCUCGCCAAAGGGCAACAACCAGACCAACAGCGCCGUCAUCUGGGACACCAUCAUCACGAGCCCCUCGUCGGACCACCUGGCCAACAUUGGCCCCGCCACCCUCAAGAAGCUGCGCAAGAGCGCCGCCGGCAAGCCCAUCGACAAGAGCCGCGGCCUGCUCCAGCUCAAGAACCAGAAGCCCAAGUACCAGAUCACACACCCCAGCGGUCGCAUCGCCGAGACCGACGACGUGGUCCUCAAGGUGCACUACAAUGUCCAGCCCUGGGUCGGCUUCUUGACCUGGAAUCAGGGCCAGGACUACGGUCUAUGGAAAGCCGUCAGCGGUGGGCUGAGCAAGGCCUUUAGCCUGCCAGCUGUCAAGAAGAAGGAUGAAAAGAAGGCCUAG
This is a messenger RNA of Pestalotiopsis fici W106-1, 666 nucleotides long. RefSeq lists its product as uncharacterized. NCBI's taxonomy places the organism in Eukaryota, Fungi, Ascomycota, Sordariomycetes, Amphisphaeriales, Sporocadaceae. Gene Ontology annotation, biological process: protein targeting to ER. Gene Ontology annotation, cellular component: membrane; signal peptidase complex. The record is from RefSeq and is a predicted model, not a curated record. The transcript is spliced from 2 exons. The coding region runs from base 1 to 666 and encodes 221 amino acids.